AUGGAGGGGAUGCAGCAGGUCGUGAGCCGGGCCAGAGCCGCCUUCACCUCGGGCCGGAGCCGCUCGCUGGAGUUCAGGCUGCAGCAGCUGAAGGCCCUGGAGCGGAUGGUGCAGGAGAAGGAGCAGGAGAUCCAGGCAGCCCUGCAGGCGGAUCUGCACAAGAGCAGGAUCAAUGUGUAUACCCAAGAGAUCCUGGUCUUACUAAUGGAGCUGACCAUGGCCAUGAACAACCUGCUGUCAUGGACGGCCCCUCAACCUGUGCAGAGGAGUGUGGUGACAAUGUGGGACAAGACCUACAUCCACCCUGAGCCCCUGGGGGUGGUGCUGAUCAUCGGGGCCUGGAACUUCCCCUUUCUCCUUGUCAUGCAGCCUUUGGUCGGGGCCAUCGCAGCAGGCAACGCUGUGGUGGUGAAGCCGUCGGAGGUGAGUGAGCACACGGCUCGGCUGGUGGCUGAGAUCCUGCCCCAGUACCUCGACCCGGAGCUGUACCCCGUGGUGACUGGAGGAGUCCCUGAGACAACAGCACUGCUGGCCCAGAGGUUUGAUCACAUCCUCUACACCGGCAACUCCGCCGUGGGCAAAAUCGUGAUGGCAGCGGCCGCCAAGCACCUGACGCCCGUCACCCUGGAGCUGGGUGGGAAGAGCCCCUGCUACAUCGACAAGGACUGUGACCUGGCUGUGGCCUGCAGGAGGAUAACAUGGGGGAAGUACAUGAACUGUGGGCAAACCUGCAUUGCCCCAGACUACAUCCUCUGUGACCCGUCCAUCCAGAGCAAGGUGGUGGAGAACAUCAAGGCGACUCUGCAGGAGUUCUAUGGGGAAGAUGUGAAGUCAUCUCCAGAUUAUGAAAGGAUCAUCAACAAGCGCCACUUCAAAAGGAUCCUGGGCCUGCUGGAAGGGCAGAAGGUCGCUCACGGAGGGGAGGUUGAUGAGGCCUCCUGCUUCAUAGCCCCAACUAUCCUCACCAACGUAUCUCCAGCAUCCAAGGUGAUGGAGGAGGAAAUCUUUGGGCCAGUCCUUCCCAUUGUGCCCGUGAAGAGCGUGGAGGAAGCCAUUGAGUUCAUCAACGGUCGCGAGAAGCCCCUUGCCCUGUACGUCUUCUCCAACAACAAGCAGCUGAUCAGACGGGUGAUAUCAGAGACCUCCAGUGGCACCAUGGUAGCCAACGACGUCUUCGUGCAGUUUCUGGCUCUGGGGCUGCCCUUUGGUGGUGUGGGUAACAGCGGGAUGGGCGCCUACCACGGCAAGCACAGCUUUGAGACCUUCUCCCACCGCCGCUCCUGCUUGAUCAAGAACCUGAAGAUGGAGAUCAUGAACCAAUUCCGGUACCCACCCCUAAACCAGAGGAAGGUGGAUUGGACCAAGUUCUUCCUCUUGAAGCCAUUUAACAAGGGCCAACCAAGACUGCUCAUCCUGUCCCUGCUGGGGAUUGUGGUAGCAGUGGUGGCAAAGGUGAUCAUGGGAUCUUGGCUGUCUGCAUGA
Chaetura pelagica (chimney swift) is the source of this 1482-nucleotide messenger RNA. RefSeq names its product fatty aldehyde dehydrogenase-like. Gene Ontology annotation, biological process: aldehyde metabolic process. The transcript has 9 exons. Gene Ontology annotation, molecular function: aldehyde dehydrogenase (NAD+) activity. NCBI's taxonomy places the organism in Eukaryota, Metazoa, Chordata, Aves, Apodiformes, Apodidae. Gene Ontology annotation, cellular component: cytoplasm. The record is from RefSeq and is a predicted model, not a curated record. The coding region runs from base 1 to 1482 and encodes 493 amino acids.